CUCGACUAGCUAGCUAGAUUUAACUUAUGCACAUUCUAAUUUGACAGAUUCCAACGAUGACUGGUUCAAAACCUGGCUGCAGCAGGGCCAUGUACGUAACGGCUGCAACCACCAUUUCAUCAUCACUAGCUACUACCAAAAGCUGUAGAAGAAUCCCAGAUACUGAUAAAAUGAUCUUGUCUUCAUAUAUAUAGAAACCAUCUACAGUAUCACUCACCAGCGAUAUUAACUGUAGUAUAUACAACCCCGGCCAUGAGAUACCAUGAACAUGUUUAUAGCGAGAAAAUGCUACGGUUCUUUCCCAGCGAUGUUAACGUGGUUGCUGCUUGUUUUGCUGUCCUCGCAGUUUCAGCCAUGUCCAUGCUACACGUCGUUUGUCUUCGGUGAUUCCUUGGUGGACGCCGGCAACAACAACUACCUCUUCACUCUGGCCAAGGCCGACUCCCCUCCUUACGGCGUCGACUUCAAGCCUUCCGGUGGCCGGCCAACUGGGAGGUUCACUAAUGGCCGUACCAUACCGGAUAUUAUAGGGCAACAGCUUGGAGCGAAGUCAUUUCCUGACCCCUAUCUGGCACCAAGCGUUAAUCAACUGGAAAAUACAGUACACAUUGGGAUAAACUAUGCUUCUGGGGCAUCAGGAAUUCUGGACCAAACAGGAAUGCUCUUUAUUGGGAGAGUUAGUAUGAGGGAGCAGGUGAAUGAAUUCGAGCAGAGCAGGAGUUACAUGGUGGAAAUGAUGGGGGAGAAUGGUACGAUGGAGUUCCUAAAGAAAGCCAUCUUCAUCGUAACUACGGGUUCCAAUGACAUCCUCAACUACGUACAAUCUCCUCCUCCAUUAGUGAUGGGUACUGAUGAUGUCUCCCCACUUACCCUCCAGGACACAAUGAUCACCAACCUCACUCUCCACCUCAAGCGACUGCACGAGCUUGGAGCAAGGAAGUUGGUAGUAGUGGGUGUCGGGCCGCUGGGUUGCAUUCCGUUUGUUCGAGCCGUGAAGUUAAUACCACCCGGUCAAUGCUCGACGGAGGUGAAUGCCAUAGUCCAAGGCUACAACGGGAAACUAAUCCGCGCACUUAGAGGAUUGAAUCGAGAUAUGGGACCGGAUCGUUCCAUCUUUGUCUACGCGAAUUCCUACGACAUCUUCCUUAACAUCAUCUCGAAUCAUCGUAGUUACGGGUUUGAGGAGGCGAGCGAGCCAUGCUGUGGAGCACUGCCGCCGUUUCUGUGCUUCGGCGAUCCAACUAGGAACUCGUCAACGGGGUCAGUGUUUUGCGAUGACCGAUCAAAGUAUGUGUUUUGGGAUGCGUAUCACCCUACCGAAGCUGCCAACCUGAUCAUGGCAAGAGCUUUGCUUGAUGGGAAUCAAAGCAUGACUUCACCAAUCAACAUACGCCAGCUGUACCACUAGUUAUUAAUUAAUUAAUAAGCAUUUCAUGCCUUUUCCAUUGAGCCUAUCUGGAGGCAUGCAAUUUAUUAUUAUUAGUAACACAUGAAGCUAUCCACGUGGUAUGCAAGCCCAUGCUGCCCAUUUUAAUGCCGGCCUCUUCUCAGCCUCUCAGGCCUGCUUCUUCUUCUCUCUUUUUUUCUCGUUUGGGUAUAAUUAAUAUGAUCAGCCUGAGGAAUUUUGUGCAGAACAUAUGGUAGAUAGAGCAGCGACAUUUAAUGAGGAUGCUUCUGCAUGCCGACUAAGUCAACCCACUACUGCUGUAAUUUAACGACUUUCUGAAACGGAAUUGAAUUGUGAAGGGCAACAAAAGUCAAACUAACCAUUGAUCGACCUCCGUAGGAUUUCAAUUUCGAUAAAAAGGACUUACAUAUAAUGUAUAGUAAUGUAUCUUCCUCGGUGGUGUUUUGCAUUAAAGGCAGCGCGUUGACCUUUUCUCAGAAAGAUCAUUUACUUACUGCAGUAGUAUGCAGAUGAAGAGAGAAAGCAUGCAAUUCGCUAGCUAGCUAGCAGCUGCUUGGCUAGGGUUUGUGGAGGUUGGAGGGCCGGCCAUAACCAAAACCACAUGGGUGUUAACAAUAAUGCAGGGAGGAGGUGCCAAAUUAAGUGGGAAGUUGUGGAAGAGCUGGAAGUAGUAGACCAUAUAGCUGGCUAAGCUUGCUUGUCAUUCUGCAAUUGGCCAUAACCAUAUAUAUGGAUGGGCCAUGAGCCCAUGACAUUGACCAUUCUCUUGGUUCUUGUCUCUCACCAGUAAUGCGCAUCAUGUGGUGGUUACCAACUUACUUUGCUAGCUAGCUAUCCUAAACACAAUGCACAAGUAUGGUUAGUCAUCCUAAUUAGUCCUACCUAUAGGCUAACAUCAAGGGAAGUUAAGCUAAUUAGCUAGGGCAAGCAUGCAAAUUUUGGAUAUCAAUGGACGAGAAGUUCAAAAACGAUUUGUGCUUCAUAUAGGGUGGGUGAAUAGCGAAAUAAUAAUCAAUUCAUCACCACAUAGAUUUAUCUACGUGGGAGGCUUGAUGCCAAUUAGUUGAUGGUGAAAUUUUACUUACAGACUGUUUGGUACCAAAUGGAUCGAGAAUUCAUUUCAUUGUAAAAUGAAUUAUCGUGUAGAAUUCAUUUUUAAAUGAAAUCUUGUGUUUGGUAUGUCAUGUUCAAAUCUUUAGAAAUGAAAUAAAUUGUCGUGUAGAAUUCAUUGUCAAAUGAAUUCAUGUGUUUUGGUAUGUCAUAUGUAUAAGUAAUUUAGUUAAUAAAAGAGGAUAAUCAUAUCAUUAUAUUAAAAAUAGUAAAUACUUGUGGAUUUCAUUUGGAAAUUUCAUCUCAAUUCCUCGGAAUUGCUAUGACUAGUUCCAAUUCCGUAGAAUCAAAAUUUUAGAAUUGAAAAUGAAUUCUUUCAAAUACCAAACACAAAAAGAUUUCAUUUCAAAAUAAAUUUCUCAAAACUUAUGGAAUUGAUUUAUACCAAGCGGUAUGUUAACAUGCAACGAUGACAAUAAUGUAGUGAAAAUAUUCAGGCUGAGUGAGGGUUCAGGACUGUCUCAAACAAAAGGAUUCAAAAGCUAAACCAAACCAGCACACCAUCAUAUGAUUUUUUUCCUGUCACAACUACAUAUGGCAAAAUGAUUUUCUCAAUUGGAACCAACAUUAACAUUAAGAAUAAGGUGUCAUGCUGUUGAUAAGCAAAAAUUACUAAAUCGCGCGCUAUUUCACAUGAUAUAUCAAAAUUGAUAGCUCGAUUGUUAAGAAAUUUGAUAUUGCUACCAAUACGCAAUAACAAUAUUAUGGUUUGUUGUACCAAAAAACCAAAAAUAGAUAACAAAAGUCGCGAAGCACAAGUUCUACGGUUGUAUUAAUCCCUUUCUAUAUUUAUUUUGGAUGACAAAGCAUGAUGAUUAGAUAUCUCGAAUAGAAAAUGGAUGGAGAAUGAUGAAAUGGUCGAUUUAUUAAAAUUUAAGAGUUAAU
Linum trigynum is the source of this 3403-nucleotide messenger RNA. The record is from the annotation of a GenBank genome assembly. Lineage: Eukaryota; Viridiplantae; Streptophyta; Magnoliopsida; Malpighiales; Linaceae.